Messenger RNA from Phyllotreta striolata, 756 nucleotides. The record is from the annotation of a GenBank genome assembly. Lineage: Eukaryota; Metazoa; Arthropoda; Insecta; Coleoptera; Chrysomelidae.
AUGAAAUCUCAGAGUAGUUCGUGGAGUCGUAGGACUUCCAAAGACAUAUCGGGAAUGAGAAGACAGCGUAGCCUGGAGUGGAGAGAGAGGGGCUACAGUUCCAGCGAAGAAGAGAUUCCCACCAGGCCUGUCGACAGUCAUGUCUUCGCGUCGCUUUUGGCCCAAGCGCAACAGGAAUUUUCCAGUUCAUACAGAUCGGACGAUACCGAAGACGCGGCGACAACAGAUAAUCCAGCUAGCCCGCUCCCCACUCCACCCCCGACGUUAGUGUCGCCCCGAUCGCCCAUUUCUCUUCAUCGACAGGCCUCACCUUUCCCCUUGGAGAACACCAACUCGAGAAGGUUGCAUUAUCAGACGCCACAAGAUAGGCUGAGGGGGAAUAACGGUGAAAUUAUUUAUGCGCAAAGCAACAAGAAAAAUUUGAGCAACUCCACGCUGGGAAGAUCGGGGAGAAGUAGACAUAGAGUUGGUGUUAUGACAUCAAGCAGCAGCGCGACAUCUUGCAAUAGCUGUAAUGAUAUUGUUCCCAACGGAGAUAUUAAUUACCACGACCAAAAUAAGUCUCAGAGGCUGAGCAUUAACAAUGAUGUUAACGAGGAUUCGCCGCCGGAACCAGCUCCGCCAGAAGUUCCACCGCGUGGUCCUUCUCUUCACGCUGCUUCACUCAGACGCAUUGCUGAGUAUGCUCUCCAACAAAAGGAUUCUACUGGGAGUAAUCAAGAAUCGCCAUUCCUGGGUCAAGGUAAGUCGCUAUAA